ACACAACUAGCUUAAAUGUCGCCAAUGGUGCUAUCGUAUCGGAUCAUUUUCUAUAGAGCAACUGGUUAGGAAGUUGUCAAUGAGGGCGGUCACGUGUGGCGGUCACGUGUGUUUGCGAUUAGACCACCACUGGUUUGAGCCCAGUAAGGGGACGCAGGGACAGUGGAGGAAGCAAAGCUGUUAGCGGCACACUGAUUUAGCUUUCACUAACAGAGAUGGCGAUUAACACCUUCACUGCUGUCCAAUAUCAUCUGGAAAUUGAAGGGACACUAUAGGCAUCUGAGUCACAGACCAGGAGCUAGCCAUUACAAUUCAUCCACUCACCUGUCAACAGAUACAAAUACAGAAUUUUAAAGAUACAACAUUUUACUUAGAUAUUUUAUUCACAACAAUGAUACAAAGGCUCUGACACUUCUUAAUGUAGCCUACAUAUCACCUCCACUUUGAUUAAAGCGGUCACAAUUUUACAUAUAUUUCUGUUUUACGUAACUUUACUGCAAUGUGUACAGUUUUAUUUUAGCUGUUGCUAUAGCUCUGUGCACCCCUUAGCUGACAAUGGGUAUCAGUUGCACGACAGCUGUGGUACUGGCGUUAGUAUAAUGGAUGUCACGCUUCUUGCUUAGCGAGUACCACUUCCUCCUGAUUCGGCUCACACAGAGGCUCAAACCCAGGACCUCUUGUUUUCUAGCACAUGUGACCGCCCUCCCGACGCGUCUUACCAGUCACGCCACACAAAAAGCUAGCUAUAUGGUGGCACAAAGUGGGGAGACUCCAGGGUGAGGAGUAAGUUUUACAUAUCUCCAAGUGCUACAUUAGAAGCUGUCUCGAAACAGCAACCAUGGUCACCCUCAUCUCAGUAGCUCUUUGUGUGUGCAGUUGCAUCAUAACUUUCUAGAUAAUUUCCAUGUAAACCUUCUGAAGACACAGCCAAAGAAAACCACAAAAUAUUUCAAAAAUCUUUUAGCACUUUGUCAUUGUCACUCCUCAUUCCUCUAGUUCCAUUCACAUUAAUGAAAGAUUUCCAUGGAAGUUGGCAUCACUCAACACUGCAGCCGUGGGAUAGUGAACCAAUCAAAAGUGGAUUGAAGAGUAGCCUUUUCCCCGUAACCCAAUCAGCAUUGUGUAUGCAUGAGCCACUCCUACACCCUGCCCUUACAUGGCACGGAGGACUGGCCAAGGUCUUACAGAUGGAUGUAAAGGCUGCUAGUUCAGAGACAACAGAGCCACAAUACCAAGACCACUACAACUAUUACUACUACCACUACAGAACCACAAUUACCAAGAGUACUACUACAGAACCAGGAGGGGAACAGCUUCCGACUUGACUCAGACUCCUGUCUCUCAAUCAGAAGCUACCAUCCUUCCCAACCCUUUCAAGCACUACCUGGUUUUGACUUCUGUGUCGUGACCCCCUGCUUGCCAUCAUGUCGGAGAUGGAGAUCGUGGAGGACCGGGCCAAGCUGAAACAGGGCCUGGUGAAGGUGCUGCAGUGUGUGGCCACCAUCUCAUCUGCUGCGGCUGUGGUCAACCCCAUUUUUGGCCUGGCCGGCUCUCUAAUCCGAGUGGUGCUGCACCACGUGGAUGAUGAGGACAUCCAGACACUGAAGCGCGAGUUUGGCUCAGUCAACCGUGCCCUGGACCAGCUGUCCCAGCAGAACCGCGGCGCCCUGCUACAGAUCAAGAAGGAGACGCUGGACGGUCAGUACUGCCGUGUGGAGGAAAACCUGCGCAACCAGUUCCGCAAGUUCAUGGAGAUGGUGGAGGCACGGCCCGAGCACUGUGAGCGCAAGAAGGACGACUUCGAGGAGAGCUACUCCAACGACCUAGGCGACCAGAACCUGCACACACUCUACGAGGGUGUGGUGGGCAAGCCCAAGCUGUUCAGCCGGCCCAUCCUGGAGGUGUACCUGAAGCACUCGCAGGGCGACCGCCGCACCAUGGAGAACCUGUGCACGCGCCUCACAUACCUCUUCUGCAUCGGCCUGAUCGCCCUCAUGGGUUACGCCGCUGUCAUCGGAGACGACGAGGAGGGCAUCAGCGACGAGUGGACCAAGAAGAUGGAGCACGUGCAGGAGAGGAUGCAGGAGGCCCUCCAGAAAUGCAAGUGAAGAAGAGGAGGAGAAGGAGGUGUAGAGGCUGCUACUUAUCCUCCAUACGUAGGACUCUCUCCUCUCCACAUUCCCUCUAGGACCCCCCCAUCACUUUUCUCCUUACUCCAGGACAGCUGUGUAUACAACGUCUCUAUUUAUUCAACCAGUUAAUUGACUAUCAAUGUGGAUCAUAGGAGGUUGGUGGCACCUUAACUGGGGAGGACGGGCUCGUGGUAAUGACUGGAGCAGAAUUAGUGGAAUGGUAUCCAAUACAUCAAACACAGUCUCCAGGUGUUUGCCAUUCCAUAUGCUCAGUUCUGGCUAUUAUAAUGAGCCCUUCUCCCCUCAUCAGCCUCAUGUGAUGUGAAUUCAUUAUUCUUUAAUGAUCACAUGGCUAUUCACUGUUGGUAUCUAUGAGUUAGAGGUAAGUAAAUUGAAUGAAAACAGUUAGUUAUUUGCCUCAUCCACAGCAGUAGUCAAUGAACAGACCUAUAUAAUACGUGCAUGUUGAUAUGGAAACCUGCAUACACAGCGGUCUGACGAUCAACAUUUGGACUGGCUCUCAAUUAGAUUUAACUAUGCCAUUCCUAUCUUCUAAAGAGUAAGAUGGAGUGGUUUUAAUGUCUGACAAUAUUCAGCACUUUUGAAAAAUUUGUUCUCGCUGGUAUUUGCUGGUGAUUUAGAGGGAGACACAGAGAACAGGCUCAUUCUGUUGCAUGAAUGUAAGAUUCACCAUAAUGGGUAUCUAUUUGAACAGAUAUAUACUCCAUGCAAUUCUAAUAGUGCCACUGAUGCAACCUAGCACUUUCAGUAAAAAAAAAACAUUACCUAUACUGUGGACACUAUUAACAUAGCAUGCCAAUUGCCUAAAUACAAAAACAAUUGACUUUACAGUGGGUUAACUGGUAUUACUUUACUUAUUACUGUAGGUCCUUUGUAACUAUAUAUCUGCAGCUAAAUUAACUGUUAUUUAGCAUUUAAUUGGAAAUAGCAUUAAAAAAACGAUUGAUAAAUAAUGCACUGUAAAAUCUAACUUAACCAAAAUCUAACUUAAAACAAAUAUCCAAAGUUAUCUAAGAAUGUAUUUUUGGUGGGGAUCCUAUAGUUAACCCCCCUUUAAGUGCUUCCUCUCUUAUUGGUUCUCUUGUAUCUCGGAUAAAUUAAGUAUUAGCAAAAAUGUUUGUUUGUUUUUACCAAGGGUGCGUUCAUAAAUUCACUCUGGCCAUCUACUACGAUUUCAGAGCAGUCUGAGUGUGUCAGAGCGCAGAAUAACUGAUUAAUUUUCGAACACUCAACACCCGUUGAAUAUGACCGGUGUCAAUAAACAUCUGCAAAGAAAACGUAUUUAAAUUGUUGCCAGCAGCACAGUUAGUCACCAAAACUCUAGACAACACGAGUGAGGUGUUCUCUCAUUUGUGUCUUGAAGUAGCUAGCAAGCUAGCCAACUUUAGCCAGUUAGCUUAGGUGCUUGACUGCCGUUGUGAGGUCAGAACGCUCAGAUCAACCCUACUCCGCGGCCAGAGCGUCCAUUGUGCCCUCUAAACGCUCCAAGAGCGAAACGCUCUGAAUAUACAAACGGAUAAUCUGACAACACUCAAAAUAUAUGAAGGCCCAGAGCGCGCAAAUUACGAACACACCCUAAAUAAUUCAAUUUAUGGGGAAUUAUUUUUGCUCUGUGACCCCCUUUCUUUUCACUUAAUCUAUUAUAUUAUUUUCAUAUUUUGAAGCAAUUUACACCAAAAGUAAUGUAAGAGAUAAAAAAAAUACUCAAAUACAUUAUGGGGAUGUUUUGUAUAUGUUUUCGGGAUUUUAUAUAUCUUAAUUUUUCAUAGUAGUUUUUAUUUUGAUAAGAAUCCUCUCAUGACUGACCAACAGUGUCUCCUCUUACACUGUGGUCCAUGUUCCGUGUCCACUUACUGUGUCUUUGCCUAAGAAAGGGUUCGCAAAGUUAUGUUUUCUGUUCUUUACUUCAUUUGUUCUUGUGCUCUAAAGGACUGCAGUUUGAUUUGAUCUCUUCUGUGCUAUUAACCCCACUACUCAGAUUUCCAGUGUUACUGAUGCCAUGUCUAUACUCACAGAUCCAAGAGAGCUCUCCAUAUCUAUGUUUCAUAACCCUAUAUUCAAUGGAAUGGCUAUUCUGUGGUACCAGUCCCUGUCUUUCAUUUUGUUUCAACCGAGAUGUAUGGCUGUUAAAUAGUUAUAAUUCUGUAUUGUUAAAAUUAAUAGAUGGGAAUAUAUUUACCACUUUAGGGCUUUCUGAAAAUAUAUGCUCCUCAUCUAAACUUCAUAGCCUAUUUUUUGUUAUGUUGUUCUUUGUUGGCUGGUUGUACUAUGCAGCACUAUCAAUAAAGACUGAAUGUAAAAUAUCA
Molecule: messenger RNA, 4459 nt
Organism: Salvelinus namaycush (lake trout)
Lineage: Eukaryota; Metazoa; Chordata; Actinopteri; Salmoniformes; Salmonidae
Product: protein rapunzel-like
Exons: 2
Coding region: 1425-2108 (227 amino acids)
Source: RefSeq, a predicted model, not a curated record